Messenger RNA from Notodromas monacha, 1218 nucleotides. Lineage: Eukaryota; Metazoa; Arthropoda; Ostracoda; Podocopida; Cyprididae. The record is from the annotation of a GenBank genome assembly.
AUGACCUCGGUUCCAGAAGGUUUCCUCGGUCACCUCUCAUUCUUACUUUUCCGGGAAAAAAAGUUUCUAGAAGAAUCCACCGUUGUACAUACCCCCGCGAAAUUCCGAUGGAGGGAAGCAAGGCCCGAGAAGUCGAGCGGGUCGGAAACGUCGGGAACUCCCGACGGGUUCAGUGGAAUUGAGCGCAUGCUGCACAGAAACCCAGCAGGCGAGGAUGCGCCGGACGGAGCGAAACUUGCGGAACCCGGGGGUAGAACCUGGAAAGAGGGCCUUAUGCUCGACACCAGGGCCAUACAUUGGACUCGCUCCAGAUUCGUGUGUCACGCCAUGAGUCGAGCCGCGGCCCUUCCGUUCACUGCAAGAACGACCCCUGAGGCGGUGGUGCGCCCCCGGAAAACUCUGGGCUGUGCACAAUUUAGCGGCAGUCUUCGGGAGCUCGAAGAAAAGCGCGCGUCAAGAAGAGGGGCGUGUUUCGGCGCCGAAGGCAGGCCCAGGGCUGCCCGGGCUCCCGAGAAUCCAGGUCGCAUCGAUCCGGGUUCGGAGGGACCAAUCCCGGCCUGCGUGCCAGGGUUCCCUCUUCCGUGCAAGAGCAUUCCCGGGUCGCCCAGGGCACCCCCUUCGGGCUCCCUGCCUGCCGCUUCGACCCCGGGCAACUCGGCCGCGGGACGUGCAUGUUGCGAGAGUCUCACCGGCUCUGCCUUCACACCGGCCCUGUGCUCCUUGACCAGUGUGCGUUUCCGCGUCUUCGAUUUCUCUCCGUUUUUUCCAGCCGUAGAGGGAUCCCCUGAAUUGCCGGCUGGACACGUCGACCUUCGUCUUUCCCGUCACUCCCAGCGAAGCGACUGCGUGGAACUUUUCUGCAAUCACAGCGCCAAGUCUGAAAUAAAUGCCUGCUGCUUGGAUAUGUCCAUAGAAAUCUGUUGGGUCGAUAGACCAGCUCUCGGGAAUCAAGUGCACGCACGUGAGGGGCCACCUGCCCUGGAUUGUCGGGCCCCGGGCCGUAUAAAAUCAAUGAAUGAACGGGACACGGGGAAUUGCGGGCAUGAUAUCAAGGAGCCCGUUCAUAGAUCAGGCAUUUUGCGUGGGCCCCUCAUGUGUGGAUUUCGGGCCCCUCCAUCGACAGAGAAUUCCCUCAGGUAUACUCGUAAAACACGGAGUCGUAACGUGGAAUUCCCUCCACUCGCGCGGGUUCUGGCCAGACUUGGAAAGCUUUCAUAA